Rhineura floridana is the source of this 6141-nucleotide messenger RNA. It is a transcript of the gene CSF3R, whose product is annotated as colony stimulating factor 3 receptor. Gene Ontology annotation, biological process: positive regulation of tyrosine phosphorylation of STAT protein; cytokine-mediated signaling pathway. Lineage: Eukaryota; Metazoa; Chordata; Lepidosauria; Squamata; Rhineuridae. Gene Ontology annotation, molecular function: cytokine receptor activity; cytokine binding. The coding region runs from base 613 to 3195 and encodes 860 amino acids. Gene Ontology annotation, cellular component: CRLF-CLCF1 complex; external side of plasma membrane; signaling receptor complex. The transcript is spliced from 17 exons. The record is from RefSeq and is a predicted model, not a curated record.
GCCCUAUAAACAGUCAGGGGUGAGGAAGUUGAAGCAUAGAGUGGCUGUCUCUCACAAUCCUGCAUGGUGUGUGUGGGGUGUGUGUGAGUGAGCCAGCCACAGAGUUCCUUCCUUCCUGCAAGAUAAUGUUGACAGAUAACGCUUUUGGAGAAGCGUUUUGCAAUUACCUUGCUGAGGGAGAGAGAACAGAGUAACGGCAGUCCUUGUGCUGGGUGGGUGAAUUUUUCCCCCCUUUUGCGUGAAGAAUUGGAGGGAGAGGGCAUCACAUUGGCAGGUAACUCCACUCAGAUCUCCAGUGUGGUCAAUUCCCAGAAUGAGCAGCGAGUCAGUGGAAAAUGAACUGAGCUUAUUAGGUGGGUUUCCCUGAAAAAACCCAAUUUAUUUGGCAUGCAGAGGAUUGGGAAAUAGCACCCCAGAAGAUGACAUCAUCAUCAUCCUUGCUGUGACAUAAAUGGUGGUGCGUCCUCCCUGCGCAUCCCUGCUCUACUUCACCACUGCUCACAGGAAAGCAUACAUAAUAUUGCAGCCCUAGUCAUGAGCAGAAUUCAGCUGGAGUUUGAAAAAGCAGUGAUUACUCCAAAUAAUAAGGCAGUAAUGAGUACAGCCUGAGCCAUGGCAAGCACAAAGAAGCCCUGGCAGUGGGUGCUAGGGUGCUCCUUCUUCUUCUUCCUGAUCCCAGGAGGAUCCCUGCACUGUAGCAACCUCAACAUGGACUCCCCGGUCAUUCUCUUGGGAGCCACAGCCACAGCUUCUUGCACCAUCUGGAGAAGCUCAUGCCGCAUUCAGCAGAAUGAAGAACUCCUGAUAAUGUGGAAACUGGAUGAGGAGUUCCUCAAGGGUACCCAGUACAGUUUAAGCAAUGGGGUGGAAGUUUCCAAUAUCACCGUUGGCCCUCUCAAUGAGACUGUGACCAGUCUGAGCUGCUAUGUGCAGAGGAAAGGGAAGCUGCAGAUGAUGAAUGUGAUCCAGAUCCAUGCGGGAUAUCCUCCAAUGCAGCCCCAAAACCUCACCUGUGUUAUGAAUGUCACCACUAAGAGCCUCACAUGCCAUUGGGAUCCUGGACGGGACAGCCUCCUCCCGGUCAGCAUUGCCCUGAAGUGCUUCUGGAAUCAGAGGGGGUGUGAAGUCCCCCCAGAGCACAUCCCCCCAGUCUGCAUUCCAUUGGCUGGCCAGAACUCCUGCACCAUUGGCCGCGAGAACCUCCUGCUUUAUCACAAUAUGAUUUUCUGGGUGUCGGCGAAGAACCCCCUGGGCGUUGUGGAAUCGGAGCCCCUGUGUGCAGACCCAAUUGACUUAGUCAGGCUGGAUCCCCCAGCCCUCCAGACCAUUCAGGCCAUACCCGAGGAGACUGACUGUGUCUCUGUGGCAUGGGAAGCUCCCAAAGACAGCGAACACAUGCAUAUGUCGUGUGACUUGCGCUACCGGAAGGAAAGAGACUGGCAGUGGACGGUUGUCCACAAUAUCACCAACCCCGCCCGGGAAAGGCAGCAAACACAACAAAUGCAGUCCUGCGGCUUCCUCUUUGGAACCCUCUACCAGUUCCAGAUGCGCUGCCAGAGAGUCACCGGUGUUGGUUACUGGAGCAACUGGAGCCCUACAAUGAACUUCAGCACCCAUGAGAAAGAGCCUUCAGGAGAGCUUGAUGCCUGGUGGAAGGUGAAGCCCAGAGAGGCAGACAAGAGGACUGAAGUGCAGCUGUUGUGGAAGCCCAUGAAACCAGAUGAGGCCCAUGGUAAAAUCUUGGGUUACUGGGCCACCCUCAGCACCAGGUGGCACAAUGGGGAACCAUCAACCCUCUGCAACACCACAGAGCUGCAUUGCGCUUUCUCAUUGCCAUUUGGAACCCAGAGGAUUUCUCUCAUGGCUUACAACACAAAAGGCUUGUCUCAGCCCACUGAAGUCUUCUUACUUGAGAAGAAAGGUCAACCCGUGCCCAGCUUCCAAGUCUCCCCACACAAUGAGAAGAGCAUCUGGGCGCGCUGGGAUCUCCCAGGGGCACCAGCCACUGGCUACAUCAUCGAGUGGCACAGAGUGACCUCUGCAGACUCACCUGUCGACAACAACUUUGGAUGGACCAAAGUACAGAGUGGUGCCAUCACACAAGCCCUGAUCCAAGAAAAUGUGGACCCUUUUCAGUGCUACAACAUCUCCAUCUACCCACUCUACAGGGAUGGAGUGGGGAUGCCCAAGUCUGUGGAAGUUUACACCAGGCAGAAAGCUCCAUCUGAGACCCCCAAACUUCAUCCAGGCAUUAUCAGUAAGUCAACAGCUGAGAUUCACUGGGAGCCUAUCCCAGUUGAAAAGCAGAAUGGCUUCAUCAUCAACUACACCAUUUUCUGGAUUGGCACCAAUGAGGACAUGAGCAGUGCUGUUAUGAACUCCUCUGUGGACACCUUCACCAUCAAGGGUCUCUGGCCUUCAAGGAUGUACAGGGUGCAUAUAAUGGCCUCGACUGUGGGUGGGAGUACCAACGGAAGCAUCCUUGUACUCUACACCAAGGGAAUUGAUGACACGGAUCUCCCCUUUGUGUAUCUGCUGAUUGGGCUACUCUUGCUUGCAAUUAUUGUCCUGGUGAUCUGCUUCCACAAAAGCAAAAGGAUGAAGACCCAGUUCUGGCCCAGCGUCCCUGACCCAGCCAACAGCAGCCUGGGCCGAUGGGCACCAGCCAUUCUGCAAGAGGAGAUCCUCCAGGCUCCAAAGGCAUGUGAGCUCAGCCCUGUCAUGGUUUCUGCCAUCUUGGUCAUUGAAGUAGAUGAGAAGAAAUGCCUCUCCUGUGGGAAGAGUGAGCCCACUAAGGCCCUGGAGGAUGGGCCAAUGGCAGCCUUCUCUGAAUCUUACAUCAGUGAUGCUGAUGCUGCUCUGCCGGCCAGUGGCCCAAGGCCAGCCUCUUACAUGAAUAGCCCAGAGUCUGUCCAGUAUGCCAAGGUGUUUGGGGACAGCUACCGCAGCCAACAGAAGGCAUCGCCCACUUUCUACAUACGCUCUAACUCCACGCAGCCACUUCUGUGUGACAUGACACCCAGCCCAAAGUCAUACGAGAAUCUGUGGUUUCACAGUGACCAGGCAAACAGAGAACUCGGCUGCAAUUCCCAGGAAGAUGCCGUCUUUACGGACACAGCCCUGUUGGAUUUCCCACUGCUACAGGGUCUAAAAAUUGAUGGGGAUGAAGACCUGAGCAACUUCCGAAGACCGUAGAACCUUGUUGACAUGGGGUGGGUGGGAAGGUGGAUCAAAGGUACAACUGGAGUGGCUCACUGCUUCUUGUGUUUGAAGUUCUCCUCCUCCUCCUUCAGGGAAAAAGUACUGAGUGUGCCCGCCAGCCACCUGUAUUUUAUGUUUCACGUUCUAGAGCAGGAAUGAGGACCCUUUGGCCUACCAGACCGUUUGGGGGAAGCCAUGCCCAGCUGCCCUACACUCAAUGUCAUAUGUGACAUCAGGUGGGGCUUCCAAGAAACAAUCAGGACCUUCAAGGGGGCUCCCAACUGUUCCUUUGCUGGAGCAAAGUGCACUCCACCCACCUCCACCAGCUGAUGGGAGCGAGCCUUGCUCAAGGAAGCAGCUUCCAUUCUCCCUGCCAAUGCUGCUGUUGGAAGCAGCUUUGCGCUGCUCCUUCGCACCUUUGGAAAGCGGAGGUCUAGAAUAGCAUGGCGCUGUUUGCAUCCCCAGGCUGCUCUUGGAAGUCCUGACAGUUUUUUUAUGGCCUCACCUCCCUCAGCACACCUGGGGUUGGGGAGAUCAUGAUCUGGCCCACUGGCCAGGAAAGGUUCCCACCCCUGCUCUAGAGAGCUCAGGAAAAUGGGGUAGACAUUGGGCUGGCGUUCUCAGGGGCACAAAGUGAUGCCUUUUGCUCCCCCCACUCAUAGCUCAAUGGGAGAGCAUCUGAUGUGCGUCCAGGUGGCCACAGGUUCAAUCCCCAACAUCUCCAGCUAGGACUGGGACUUCCUAUCUGAAACCCUGGAGAGUUGCUGCUGGUCAGUGGGGACCAGGGGUGACGAACUGGAUCUGACCAGUAGGCCACAUCCUUAUAUCCCCUACUCUCCCCCCUUUUAGGCCAAAUGUGACAGAUGUGUGGGGCCAUCCAUGUUUCAGUCACUGAUGUCAGAAUGACAUCAGAUGACAUGGCACUUUGAAGCCCCGACAAUCAGCUGAUUGCCUCUUGCCCUGUGCUUUGAAGACCUGAUGACCAGAAGACCCUUUUGGUCCAGUCUAGCCAAUGUUUACCUGCCUACACCUGAUGUCGUAUAUGAUGCUAGGUGAUUGCCAGGUGGGUAUGGCUUAGCCAAAACAGCCUGGUGCACCAAAUGGGGAGGCCUGGUGGGCCUGAUGAAUCCCCUGAGCCAAAGGUUCCCCAUGCCUGGGGUAGAUCGAUGCUCUUCAACAGGUGGAUCAUGACCAGGCUCAAGAUGCAUCCCUCUCACUCCAGAGAUUUAGCACUCUUUCUGGGAUGCACACAAGUGUUUCCUUCCCCCCAAAAAAGGCAGGAUUGUUCCCAAAAGACAAGGAGAAAAUUGGCACAAUGAUUUACCAGGGUCAGGAACCAGGAAAGAGGGAAAUAUCCCUUGUAAAUAAGAGUCGGAAAAUAUGGUUCUACCACUAUCUCAGUUGCAACUGCUACAGCCCCCAGAGAAAGCAGACUUGGAUCCCUUUGGAAGACACAUACCCUGCAUUCAGGUACUUAUCCCAAGUGCUAGGUUUUGUUGACAGAAAGGAGCCCUCCCGCACCUUCUAAACAUGUCUAGGAUUUAGUACUCUACAGCCUUGUCUAGAGGCAAACUCCCCGGUCAGAGCUUGGAACAGUUACUUUUUUGAACUACAACUCCUACCAGCUCAAUCCAGUGGCCAUGCUGGCUGAGGUUGAUGGGAGUUGUAGUUCAAAAAAGUAACUUUUCCAAGCUCUGCCCGGGCUGCCCCCCCCUCCCUUGCAACAGACUUGAGGAGAGAAGAGCUGUGGAGGGGAUGCCAAGAGGCGUCUUGUUAGCUGGGUAAGAUCCAUAAUCCAGAGCUGGGCAGUGCAGGGAGGAAGGAAAGAAGCAACAGGCAGGAGAAAAUUACAUCCUGGUCAAUUCAUGAUCAUUGUGAUGUUGCUUUUUUCUCAUUUAAUCAGUUUGCUAAAAAUAGCAGAGGCCUCGCCAGCACACUGGACCCAGUGUUGUACAAUGUGAUGUUGGUGCAGUUCAUGUGAUAGGAAAUUAGGGUGCUACUCACAGAAUGUCAGUUUGCCUGAAAGGAUUGUGAGGGGAACACCUUGGAGAAUCAAGAAGGAGAAAAAGGAGUGUUCUUUCUAAAUACGGCUAGGGGGAAAAGUCAAAGGGGAUGAAAAAGAAACCAAAUGAACAGUUAUAAGAUGGGGGAUACUUGACUCAGCAAUACUACAUGCGAGCAGGAGCUUGGAAUUGUUGUUGAUCACAAGCUGAAUAUGAGCCAAUAGUGCGACGUGGCUGCAAAAAAAGGCAAAUGCUAUUUUAGGCUGCAUGUAUAGUUUCCACAUUCCAUGAACUACUAGUUCCCCUGUAUCCGGCACUGGUUAGACCUCAUCUUGAGUACUGCAUUCAGUUCUGGACACCACCCUUUAAAAAGGAUGCAGACAAACUGGAACGGGUUCAGAGGAGGGCAACGAGGAUGAUCAGAGGACUGGAAACAAAGCCCUAUGAGGAGAGACUGAAAGAACUGGGCAUGUUUAGCCUGGAGAAGAGAAGAUUGAGGGGAGAUAAGAUAGCAUUCAUCAAGUACUUGAAAUGUCACACAGAGGAGGGCCAGGAUGUCUUCUCAAUUGCCCCAGAGUGAAGAAUGCAGAAUAAUUAAAGGAAGGCAGAUUUUGGCUGAACAUCAGGAAAAACUUCCUAACUGUUAGAGCCAUGUGACAAUGGACCCAAUGACCUAGGGAGGUGGUGGGCUCUCCAACAUUGGAGGCAUUCAAGAAGCAGUUGGACAGCCACCUGUUGGGUAUACUUUAAGAUGGAUCCCUGCAUUGAGCAGGGGGUUGGACUCAAUGACUUUAUAGGCCCCUUCCAAAUCUGCUAUUCUAUGAUUUUCUUGGAUGAAGGGUGCGGAACUCCACAGUUUCUUCAAAAUGUUUUACCCACUGCUGCUGUUUAUUUAUCAUUUACAUAGAAUGCUGCAAAUUAAAAAUUCUCCAUAAUU